UACACCUCCCACGCUUCCAUCGUUCCCGAUAUCCGCAUCAUCACCUCGAUUUACUGCUUGGCUUCUCUGACUUUGCCCUAAUACCCUGCGGAAACGCCGCUCCACAUACAACAACAACAACAACAACAACAACAACAACAGCAGACUGGAUAUACACAAUGGACAAAUCGACACCGCCCAAGAAACCCGCCUCGUCGGCGAGUGCAAGCUACGUCUCGUCCUCUGGUCGUCUACUUGAAACACCUCCUCUCUCCGCCCGCAUCUCCCGCCUCGGCGACGACAUCUACAACUUCCUCGGCCUGUACUUCGUGUCUCUGUUCAGUCUCGACCCCUACACCGCGGCGCAGAACAGUCAAUUCAACCUGCGCGGCCGACCGAAUGCCUACCAAGAUCGUGCGCGGUGGGGUGGCGUGAACCGCACCGGAGGCGCAGGAGGGACUACGGGCGGCGGCGGCAGUGGGACUUCAAGAGGUGGCGGUUCUGGAGGAGGUGGCGGCGGCGGCGGCGCAGGAAGACGGUUCGGUGGAAUUGACGACGUUAGAGGGCCUGAGUGUGGAAGUUGUGGAUGAGAUGGCCCUUAGAGGAAGAUGACGGAUGAAGAUAUGAGCAUUGGCGUACGGCGCAGGGCGUACCAGGUUUAUGCAUUAUGGGACUUGCGCACAGAUAUCAAUCAGGCAUGUAGCUUCUAGAUCUGGGCCGUCUUGACGACGGGGGCAUUUCCUUCUCGAGAGGCGAAGAAGGUCUGUCUUCGCACCAUAGCCCCUCAAUACAUCGAUUAUCGAGACA
Exophiala xenobiotica is the source of this 786-nucleotide messenger RNA. RefSeq lists its product as uncharacterized. The record is from RefSeq and is a predicted model, not a curated record. The coding region runs from base 159 to 569 and encodes 136 amino acids. Lineage: Eukaryota; Fungi; Ascomycota; Eurotiomycetes; Chaetothyriales; Herpotrichiellaceae. The transcript is spliced from 2 exons.